Molecule: messenger RNA, 1190 nt
Organism: Rhipicephalus sanguineus (brown dog tick)
Lineage: Eukaryota; Metazoa; Arthropoda; Arachnida; Ixodida; Ixodidae
Product: transmembrane protein 177
Exons: 4
Coding region: 157-1101 (314 amino acids)
Source: RefSeq, a predicted model, not a curated record
UCAACUUAUCAGCCAAACCAGGUCGAGCCUAUCUAUUCUAUGGCCAUGUGCGGGACGCAAGAUAGUUUGUUGCAACUUUGAAGCGGGCCUGCGGUACAAUACAUUUAUAUUUGAGAAAUUCUUUGAUCACAAGGCGUUUAUCGCACGCUCAGAAUCAUGGCUUCACGCUGGUUUCUCAGUGAGGCGGGCAGGAAAGCAGCUGGCGCGGCCGGCCUCACUGGCGGCCUCAUAGGAGCAUUGGUUGGUCUGCUUCCUCACACCCACCUGCUCGAACAGUAUAAGAGCAUAGUUCGAGCUUACAAGGAUGGCAAACCACUGCCUUUGGAUCCUCUUGUGAAGAAAAGAGCAGAAGAGGUCCUGCGGUUGGUUGACCUCGAUGAAAAGCAAAAAAGCAGUGUCAAGUUUUUCCCCGUGCCAAUUUUGGACACAUUCUUUGCUGGCAGCACGACGGGGUCUAAAGGAGCGAUCAUUGGCCUGCCCAUCACUUUCAGCUAUGUGAAGAAGGAAGACAUACAGACAAAGAGCCUUCUCAUUCACGGUUUCAAAGAGCCGGCGUGGGAAACUAAAGAGGCCGAGGAACUAAAGAAAUCGCUCGUGCUCAGCGACAAGGCGCAGAGGUUUGUCAUCGCGAGGGACAUCAGCUGGGCAAGCACCUACUACGUCCAGCUCCAGUCGGCGGCACUCUCCUUUUCCGUCGUCAACUGUUACUUCAUGGGUCGGCUCGUCAACGACAGGUUCCACUUGCUGAUUCGUGCACCCCGUGUUCUCCGAGUGGCCCUGUACGGUGUAAUAGUGGCGCUUCAUGCGACCAUGUACAUCGGCUUCAAGGAUGCCAUGAGCCAGUACUGGGACAAGAAAGCGGACAGCAAGGCAGCUUCCCUAGGGAGAGAUUACGUGGAGGGCGGCAUAGAGUAUUACGAGAAAUUGCUUCAGAGGAACAGGGCUCUGAGGGAAUUGCUGGGGGAUGAGGGGCGCAAGUGGUACACUUCGAAAGGCAACGUCAACAGGAUACUUCGGUCUGAUCACGUCCCAAUCACGCACAGACUGGAUGGCUUGAAGAGUAGGCUGCAGACGGCCAGUGCAAGUGAACUUACUGCGUGAUGUUUCUCUGAACUGAAGAUAGACAGACUUUUGUAGUAUUUCAAGUUAUUUCUCUUUCUGUGCUAAUAAAAGAUGUAUCUACCAUAAAA